This is a messenger RNA of Nerophis ophidion (straightnose pipefish), 8559 nucleotides long. It is a transcript of the gene lman2la, whose product is annotated as lectin, mannose-binding 2-like a. The record is from RefSeq and is a predicted model, not a curated record. Gene Ontology annotation, cellular component: endoplasmic reticulum-Golgi intermediate compartment; endoplasmic reticulum membrane; COPII-coated ER to Golgi transport vesicle. The transcript has 9 exons. Gene Ontology annotation, molecular function: D-mannose binding. NCBI's taxonomy places the organism in Eukaryota, Metazoa, Chordata, Actinopteri, Syngnathiformes, Syngnathidae. Gene Ontology annotation, biological process: endoplasmic reticulum to Golgi vesicle-mediated transport; endoplasmic reticulum organization; Golgi organization. The coding region runs from base 124 to 1224 and encodes 366 amino acids.
AAAUAGUACGGGUGCGUAAUAUAAUUGACAGCAAAAUGGACCAAUGGCAAUGCGCCAUGCAAAAGCGGGAACCAAUAGGAAAGGCGUUUACUACUUAGCGAGGCGGGUGAAGUUUGACCUACUAUGGCCGCCGUCAGCCGGAGCAGGCACCGGGGAGACUCUAAAACAAUACACAUUUUAUUUUCUCCUCGAAAGAUGACUCCUUUUAAACUCUUUUGGUGUUUGAUUUUAUUUGCGUUUACUGUUAGUCACUGUUUCGCUGACGACGACGACCACGAAAUGGAGGAAUUCCUGAAAAGGGAGUAUUCCCUCACCAAGCCCUACCAAGGUGUGGGGUCUUUAGGCUCCUCCCACUGGGAGCUCAUGGGGGAUGCUAUGAUAACUACUGAACAGGUGCGCCUCACACCUGACAUGCAGAGCCGGCAGGGGGCAGUGUGGAGCCGACUUCCGUGCCAUUUGAACGACUGGGAGAUGCAGGUGCAUUUUAAGAUUCACGGAAAAGGAAAGAAGAACCUUAAUGGAGACGGGCUGGCCAUUUGGUACACAAAGGAGCGCAUGCAGAAAGGUCCUGUGUUUGGAAAUAAGGACAACUUUACAGGAUUGGGUGUUUUUGUGGACACGUAUCCCAAUGAGGAGAAACAGCUAGAGGCACAAAAGAAGAGAUACACUCCUCGCACACAGAGGAUCUUUCCUUUUGUUCUGGCCAUGGUGGGCAACGGCACCAUCAGCUAUGACCACGAGCGAGACGGCCGGCCCACAGAGCUGGGGGGCUGCAACGCCAUGGUGCGCAACCUGAAGCAUGACUCCUUCCUAUUCAUCCGCUAUGUCCGCCGCAGACUGACUGUGAUGAUUGACGUAGAUGGACAACACGAGUGGAGGGACUGCUUGGACAUACCUGGCGUGCGGCUACCAAAAGGCUUUUAUUUUGGCGUUUCCGCUAUCACAGGAGACCUCUCAGACAACCAUGACAUCGUCUCGCUGAAACUCUACCAACUGACGGUGUUGCGAAGUAAACAGGAAGAGGAAGAGACUAAAGAGGAGAUAACCAUACCAAGCGUGGAUAACAUGGAUCUCCUCAGAUUGGGUCAGACUGAAGAAGGUAUGAGCGGAUUGGCCAUUUUCUUCACCGUCCUCUUCUCCAUGCUGGGUUGCAUCUUCCUCGUCGUCAUCGGCAUCUUAGUCUACAGUCACUGGAACGAGAGCCGGCGCAAACGAUUCUACUGAGGAGGCGAGUGGGUAAAGGAAAAUAUGCGCAGGUUGGGAAUGCUGUUGUCUAUAGACCUUCGCUGCACUGAGACCAAUCGAAUAAUGUCUGACAUGGGUGACCUUCACCUUGCCCUGGUUGGACACAGACCAUGACUUCUGAGCAGCUACAAUCCUAAAUAUGAUUUUUGACUCUUUGUUUCCUGUUUUGUCAGAAUCUGCUGUAUUAGGUAGAGUAUUUACUAUAGCAUUUCAAAACAGCCACAACAUUAGGUCCACCUGCAAAAUCUGUCGUUGUAAAAAUACAGAAGAGGCUUUGAGAGGCAACCUGAAAAAAGUUCUUAUACCGUGUUAAAAAUACCAAGGUUACUAGUGCCUUUAUUGUUUUCCAGUAACGGGUAAUUUAAUUACCUUUUCAUCAGUGCAAUUUAGCACGUUAUUAGUGACACAGGCUAAAGUUCUUUUCUACCGUCAUUCUGACUUUACCAGGGCAACAGAGUUGCAACACCCUAUACAAUCGUCCCUCGUUUACAGCAGUUAAUUGGUACCAGAAUUAAGACAUUUUUGCAAAGUAGGAUUAUUAUUAUGGAUCGAAUAUUUUCAGAGAGAAUGGAAAAAAAACUGUGUAAAACCUUUUUAAAUAUGUUUUUUUACAUUGUUAGAACCCUCUAAACAUGAAAUACCAUCCACACAGUGACCUUUACACUCGUUUCACCCAAUAUGGUAGCCUUGAGUGUGUUCUACUGUUGAUUACAAUACUCACCGGUAGCACGCAGGACCCUCUAAAUGUCAUUGCUUUUGUCCGGCCACAACAUGGAAAUACUUUGUCACAUCCUGGGUAAUUCCUGUAAGUUAGAACUGGGCUUCCAUGUGCUAAACAAUUUCCCUUGUGGAUCAAUAAAGUUUGUCCUAGUCUAAAACCAUGGGCAUAAGUUGUUUUGCAAUAACUUGGUCAACAGUCACAGCUAUACUUUGUUGUUACUUGUUAGUAGGGAUGUAAUGGUUUGAAAUAUAUCGGUACGAUAUUAUCACAGUAAUAAGGCCACGGUACGAUAUUAUUGCGGUAUAUGGCCCCAAAAAAAAUGUUUAUAGUGUGUAAAAUAAAGUGGCAGGAAUGUUUCAGAUGAACACACUUACUGUAAUUGAAGACAAACAUAAUGCUAAAUUGUUCAAAACAUGUUUUUUUUUACUACAAACAAGUAUUUUCUAAGUGCAAAUAAUUGUGCAGGAAUAUUAAAUAUUAAAAAGAAUAACUUAUAGUUGAUUUUAAAGUAAUAAAGUCAACAUCCAGUGUAAAACAAUAAAUUUCAGUUUAGUGCCUUUCAACUUUUACAUUACGGGAAGCAACGUCCUCUACAUUGGUAAUUUUUUAUAUCAGUAUGGUAAAUGAUGUUUCUCAGAAAAGUAAACUAACAAUAUAAAAACUUUUGGUAAUGUAAAUACUUUACAAACUGUUUGGCUUCGCUGGCUUCAAAUAUAUUUUCAAGGUGACAGUUUGAGGUGGCGACUUGUCCAGGCAACUAGGCUCCAGCCCCCCGUGGCAUCCACAGACCAGAAGUUGAAAAAAAUUGAUUGAUUGUGGAUGAAUUAAGUAGCUUUCUAGUUUACUCUUAUUUCCCUCGGGGAACGUUUUUUUGUUUUUUGUGAUUUAAAGCCAGUGCCACGACCAGCUGGCUCUGUGUUGCCUUGGAAACGCUUGAAACGCAGACUAUCUUACCUGCGCCAAAGAGGUUAUGUUUUGGCCUGGACUUGUUUGUCUGUUAUAGACCGCUUUUAAUGUCCAAAAAAACAUUCGUUUUAUCGACGACGAGUUCGAGCACACUUCCCUUCCUGCUUAGAUGCAGUUUAUUCACAGACCAAGCCAACGCAAAAACACCAGAAGAAAACUACACUCACCAAGUUUUCAACUGAUACCGUCACGCAUCAUCCUAUUAUCGGAGCGAUAUAGCUCAGUUGGUAGAGUGGCCUUGCCAGCAACUUGAGGGUUCCAGGUUCGAUCCCCGUCUGUGCCAACCUAGUCACUGCCGUUGUGUCCUUGGGCAAGACGCUUUACCCACCUGCUCCCAGUGCCACCCACAGUCGUUUAAAAAUGUAACUUAGAUAUUGACUUCACAAUAUAAAGCGCUUUGAGUCACUGGAGAAAAGCGCUAUAUAAUUAUAAUUCACUUCACUUAUUGAGAAGACUUUGACACCAAAUACUGUGGUAUUUAUAAAACCAUUACAUCCCUACUUGUUAGCAUUCUGUCUUGUUAGCAAUGCGUGUCCUGCCUUGUCAUCCCACAGCUUUGUUAUUGAUGUUGAAGAUGAAGUGCAUGUUGAAUCAAGAGUUGAUUACAACUUUGCCCGGACAGUUGUUGAUAGCUGAUGGUGACACUUUGACAAGACCGCUAAUGUGGAAAUGUGUUAUUGGUGAGACAUGCGUUAAAGAUGGAGUGCAUCAAAACGUUGUUCUGCCAGAAGUUGGUCAAUUUGAGAUUGCAGUAAAAAUAGCACCAAGGUUAGCCACCCUUUGUUCGCAUGGUUCACCUUUAACACAGAAACCAAAGUCCAGCUGGGUGAAUAUAACAGUGGCCACAAUAUAAUACAAAUACUGCAUUGUAAUACAAAUAUAAAACAUAAUUUAACACUCGAUAAGGCCAAAAACAUGUAGAAUAUGCUUUGAAAGAGUUGUUUUUCUUAAAAAUUCAGUGAUUUAAUGAUGCUGCGAUAUUUAAAGUGCGAUGAUGCGAGGGCCAACUGUGUCUCCAGCCUGUAUACCGUCUAUCGGUCCUCCACAUACUUCCUCAUUCUCUACCAAUCACACUCAUGCGAGGGCAAAGCUAAAGCUAAGUUUGGAGCUCCAAACAUCAACACAAAUCUGGCGUUUUCAGGAAGGAAGUACAGUUGCGAUACAAGUGAAGCGUACUCUGUGUGCAAGAGCAACACGUUUGUCCGCAUACAACCUCAUUAAACACUUUGUCACUCAUAUUUAAUUACAUGUACAGAGGCGUAAUUACUUUUUUGUUGUAGUAAAUGUGUGGUAAAAUAUAAUUGUUUCUCUACAAGUAAAUUUCCCAACACUGCUAAUCCAACCUACACCUUAAAGCACACGUAUCAAACUCAAGACCCGCCACAUCAUUUUAUGUGGCCCGCGAAAUCUUGGAAUUGAUAUGCGUAUUUUCCCACCGAAUGUAUUUAACUUUCCAUUUUAACAGCAAACAUACCGUAUUUUUCAAAGUAUAAGUCGCACCUGCCGAAAAUAGAUAAUAAAGAAGGAAAAAAACAUAUAUAAGUCGCAUUUUAUGGGGAAAUUUAUUUGAUAAAACCCAACACCAAGAAUAGACAUCCAUCCAUCCAUUUCCUUCCGCUUAUUCCCUUUUGGGGUUACGGGGGGCGUUGGCGCCUAUCUCAGCUACAAUCAGGCGUAAGGCGGGGUACACCCUGGACAAGUCGCCACCUCAUCACAGCAAGAAUAGACAUUUGAAAGGCAAUUUAAAAUAAAUAAAGAAAAGUGAACCAAAGGCUGAAUAAGUGUACGUUAUAUAACGCAUAAAUAACCAACUGAGAAGGUGCCUGGUGUGUUAACGUAACAUAUUAUGGUAAGAGUCAUUCAAAUAACUAUAACAUAUAGAACAUGCUAUACGUUUACCAAACGAUCUGUCAUUCCUAAUUGCUAAAUCGGAUGAAAUCUAAUAUGUCUAGUCUCUUACGUGAAUGAGCUAAAUAAUAUUAUUUGAUAUUUUACGGUAAUGUGUUAAUAAUUUCACACAUAAGUCGCUCCUGAGUAUAAGUCGCGCCCCCGGCCAAACUAUGAAAAAAACUGUGACUUAUCGUCCGAAAAAUACGGUACAUGUACUGCAUGCAGUUUUUAUAUCUUUUAAACUACAAACCUAAUAUUGCAACAAAUAUAUUAUCGUACAUCCCUAACAUUUUUUCUGUUAAAAUAAAAGUACUUAUAUAUUGGUUUCACUCAUAAUUUGAAAGCAAUUGAUACAUUGAAUUAUACACUUUAAAAAUUAUUUUAUAGUAAAAAAAAUGGUUCAGUUGCCAGAAUUUUACCGUAAAAAAACAAAAAAAACGGUGAUAUUGUUUUUUCAUUUUACAGCAAUACCUAGUUAAAGACCUGUAUAUUUUACAGUUAAAACAGAGGUACUGUUUUUCCAUUUACAGCAUAUAUUUUAAAAACAUAAAUUUUACUGUAAAAUUUUGGCAAUUGUCAGUUUUUGACAGUUUUUUUUACAGUAUAUGUAAAAAAAACAUAUUAUAAUGAAUAAUUGUGUAAUGAGGCAAUUUAUAUUUAUAUAGUAUUCACCGUUACAAGUGGCCCUCUAAGGGCAGCUAUAACUGCGAUGUGGCCCUCAAUGAAAACGGGUUUGACACCCUUGCCUUAAAGGUUUUUUUUACAACUUCCUCACAGUAACGUUUUCUCAAAACAAAAAAUAUAUCAAGAACACCAUUACAUGUUACCAUUAGUCUCCUGUCCAAAGGCAAAACCUAGUAACUCACUUCUAGCUGAUUUUGAUAAAACAAAGGAAAACCAAUCUAUCUUGAUGCUGUCUUACAAAGAUCUACAAAGUCAUCAAACGUAUAGAUGUUUUUUUGAGCUUUCAUUUUCUUGCCGAUUGAGCCAUGGAUUGAAUCUGCUCUCAUGAACAUGUGCCCUUUCUCCAGAUAUUUUAUCACAAUCUCGGGUGGGCCCCAUUCUGUGUUUGCACAUUGGGCAAGAGCCGUGUACCGCGUCCAGUUUUUAUUUUGACCUCCAAAGUUAUCUGCCCAAAAGAGUAUGCAAGGGGAAGAAUCAAGAACAAUACAUUUAAUGAAGGUGCUUGUAACGUCCUGGGCCAAUCUUCCAAAUAUCCCCUCGUGCCAUAAUAUCACAAAAUCAGGUUGACCGUCGGCCCCCAUUCGUGCAAAUGUCUCAUUAGAAACAAUAAGGCCACUGACAAAGAAGCUCCGAUUGGUCCCUUGAGAUACUAGGUUUUUCUGUUGUAUCUACGCGGUUAUGUGGUAGUUGCUAGGUCCUGCCAUGCGCGUAACAGCUUACUUACGGAACAAAUUACAAUAUCGCAUACACUAAUGUAAAGCAUAUCACCUAGGAACUCCAAAAUUAUUAUUAGCUCAGUUUUGACCAAAAUUGAGUUACUGGGUUUUGCCUUUGGACGGUAGUAGUGGUUUAACAUGUGUUUGACUAGUGUUUAUAUUUUUCAAAUGACAAAGUUUAUGUAAUAAAUCAUUUUACCGCCCGAAGAAAAUGAUUGCUGUUUACGGCGGUCAAUCACCAGGUCUCUUCUACACAUUUGCACAGAAACCCUGCACUCAUACAAUUGCAGUCCAAGUCAUGUUGUUAUUAUAAUAGAAUACGCAUUAAAUAGCAGCUUUAAAUUGCUUUAUUAGUUAACAACCCCUAACGCUAAUGCACGUGCAUGGUUACGUGGGAGUAGGAGAAGCCAUGAGAGAGCAAGAUAUACUGUGUUGAAUAUAUUGUCAAGUUGCUGCCCUCCAGGCAUCUGUGUAAAUGUAAACAGCUCAUAUAAAGGUUUUACAUGCAGUAUCACUAGAGGGCAGUAAAGGGCCGUAUAUUUACAUAAAGGCAACAUUUUAUUUGGAUUUGCACCAAAACGUUUUAGAUUGCUGCAGUUUGCAGUGGUGUACUUUGUCACACUGAGAGGUGUUUCUCCUCAUUUGUUUACCUUGCUGAGCUGCAUUUAUGGGGAGGAACUACAGGAAACACUCAGUUACAGUUGAAUAUAAAGUGGGGCAAAAAAGUAUUUAGUCAGCCACCGAUUGUGCAAGUUCUCCCACUUAAAAUGAUGACAGAGGUCUGUAAUUUUCAUCAUAGGUACACUUCAACUGUGAGAGACAGAAUGUGAAAAAAAAAAUCCAGGAAUUCACAUUGUAGGAAGUUUAAAGAAUUUAUUUGUAAAUUAUGGUGAAAAAUAAGUAUUUGGUCAACCAUUCAAAGCUCUCACUGAUGGAAGGAGGUUUUGGCUCAAAUUCUCACGAUACAUGGCCCCAUUCAUUCUUUCCUUAACACGGAUCCAUUGUCCUGUCCCCUCAGUAGAAAAACAGCCCCAAAGCAUGAUGUUUUCACCCCCAUGCUUCACAGUAGUUAUGGUGUUCUUGGGAUGCAACUCAGUAUUCUUCUUCCUCCAAACACGACGAGUUGAGUUUAUACCAAAAUGUUCUAUUUUGAUUUCAUCUGACCACAUGACAUUCUCCCAUAUGCUCUCUGGCAAACUUCAGACGGGCCUGGACAUGCACUGGCUUAAGCAGGGGGACACGUCUGGCACUCCAGGAUUUGAUUCCCCGUCGGCGUAGUGUUACUGAUGAUAACCUUUGUUACUUUGGUCCCAGCUCUCUGCAGGUCAUCUACCAGGUCCCCCCUUGGUGUUCUGGGAUUUUUGCUCACUGUUCUCAUAAUCAUUUUCACCCCACGGGAUGAGAUCUUGCGUGGAGCCCCAGAUCGAGGGAGAUUAUCAGUGGUCUUGUAUGUCUUCCAUUUUCUGAUAAUUGCUCCCACAGUAGAUUUUUUCACACCAAGCUUCUUGCCUAUUGUAGAUUCACUCUUCCCAGUCUGGUGCAGGUCUACAAUUAUUUUCCUGGUGUCAUUCGACAGCUCUUUGGUCUUGGCCAUAGUGGAGUUUGGAGUCUGACUGUUUGAGGCUGUGGACAGGUGUCUUUUAUACAGAUAACGAGUUCAAACAGGUUCCAUUAAUACAGGUAACGAGUGGAGGACAGAAGAACUUCUCAAAGAAGUUGUUACAGGUCUGUGAGAGCCACAGAUCUUCCUUGUUUGAAGUGACCAAAUACUCAUUUUCCACCGUAAUUUACAAAUUCUUUAAAAUUCCUACAAUGUGAAUUCCUGGAUUUUUUCUUUGUUCACAUUCUCUCUCACAGUUGAAGUGUACCUAUGAUAAAAAAUUACAGACCUGUCAUCAUUUUAAGUGGGAGAACUUGCACAAUCGGAAGCUGACUAAAUACUUUUUUGCCCCACUGUAUGCUGUCCUUUUCACAAAUAAUGCCCACUGAAUAUCCCAAAUGUGAUCCAUUUCAAUGCACUGAAGAAAAAUUUAGUUUUUUUCCCCCUGUACUUUAUGUUUGAAAAUAUAUCGAAUGCUGCUCCACUUUUGCAGUACACUCUGCAAGCUCGCUGUUUGUGGCUUCAGAUGCCCUUGUUUUUGGGUAAAACUGUUGCCACACAGACAACCUUCUUUUUUGUUUUUGUGAAUGACUGCUUUGUGAUAACCACUACCUUGCCAGAAUUGUUUAUCUUUGUAUCCUUCAAUUAUUACUCUUUUUCCCCUUACCAUGUGCCUCAUGUAUCCAUCCAGUGGCUCAAUUUUCAUAUUCUAUUUAAUAAAACUUGAAUAAUUUGUA